This is a messenger RNA of Lentinula edodes (shiitake mushroom), 1823 nucleotides long. Its product is annotated as MFS, DHA1 sub-family. NCBI's taxonomy places the organism in Eukaryota, Fungi, Basidiomycota, Agaricomycetes, Agaricales, Omphalotaceae. Gene Ontology annotation, biological process: transmembrane transport. Bases 196 to 1596 code for a protein of 466 amino acids. Gene Ontology annotation, cellular component: brush border membrane. Gene Ontology annotation, molecular function: transmembrane transporter activity. The record is from RefSeq and is a predicted model, not a curated record. The transcript is spliced from 8 exons.
UGGUUGUACAAGUACUGACUGCGAACCCUUGCGAACCGCAGCGCUUACCGAAUCAGCGCAGCCUACCGAAUAACCGGAGCGUUAUUCCCUUUCUUUAAACUUUCAUUCAGCUUGCGUGAGAGCGAAAACAUAGUAUACCCAGCCGGACUGCCUUUAUAUACCUCCAUCUACAAUCCACACAACGCUCUUUCAACAAUGGCUAAAGUCGAAACGAUAGUCUUUCUGUCGCUAGUGCUGGAUCUCUUUGCUUUCACCAUUCCACUUCCACUCUUUCCCAGACUCAUCGAAUGGUACACCACUAGGGAAAUAUCAAAUCCCAAUGGCUUUCUUUCACAGACUCUACGAUUUGUGUCAGCCAUUCGAGGAUUAUUCUACAAGCCCUCGUUGCACUCUCAGAAAUGGGACAUUGUCCUGCUAGGUGGUCUGAUGGGUUCAGUUUUUUCUCUGCUGCAAUUUAUAGUCUCUCCUCGAAUUGGUUCCCUUUCCGAUAAACAUGGCCGCAGGAAGGUCUUACUCUUCACUAUGAUUGGAAACAUCCUUUCAGCCUUGGUAUGGAUCAAAUCCACGACGUUCGCAUCGUAUAUGUUGUCGCGAGUUAUCGGAGGCCUUAGUGAAGGAAAUGUUCAGCUUGCAAUUGCUAUCCUUUCCGAUGUCACCACUCCCGAAAAUCGUUCUAAAGCAUUAGCCCAUGUCGGCAUAGCAUUUGCUAUAUGCUUUUGUAUCGGUCCUCCCAUUGGAGCUUACUUCGCAUCAAAGCCACUACCGGCUGCAAAUACAUUCGGGGUCGAGUUCAACAUCUACGCGGUCCCGGCUAUCAUCACUCUUAUCCUGCUAUCUGUGGAAACCGUCUUUCUCAUCGUUGCUCUACCUGAAACUAGAGGGAAAGGUAUCAAACCCGUCGAGAAUAAAAGCAAGAGCAACGGAAAGUCAACCAAUGGCGCGACGAUACCUAAAUCAAAGACCAUCGAACAACGCAUAGAAAUCCUCAAGUCCCUCCGCACCCUUCAUCUUCUCUUUCUCGGUAUAUUUUCAGGAGUAGAAUUCACUUUAACUUUCCUGACAUUCGACUUGUUCGAUUGGGAUAACAAGCAGAAUGGUAUGCUAAUUGGUUCCAUCGGAAUCAUUAGUGCCCUUUUACAGGGUGGGUAUGUUCGACGAGCUACGUCAAAGAUUGGUGAAGGCGUAAUGGCUCGACGUGGUGUUUCAAGCUGUGCACUGGCCCUGGUGUUCUUGGCUAUUUUACCAAUUUAUGUAUCCACAAAUUUUACGCUGGCUCUGCGUCUACUACAACUUGGCGCUGUAUGUAUGGCGUUCACUUCAGCGACAGUGGUGACCUCUCUGACAGCCUUUGCAUCCCUCCAAUGUGAUGAAGGGGGCUUUGACAUAACCACUGGCAAACCAGUUAAAGUCCAUCCCCAGCUUGCUAAAGGCAAAGCCCUUGGCAAGUUUAGGUCCUCUGGCCAAUUAGGGCGCGCGAUAGGCCCAUUGAUAGCUUGUGCCUCAUAUUGGACUGUUGGUCCUAUUUAUACAUAUGCCACAGGGGCUGUAGCCAUGUUUGCCUUAUCGAUGCACAUGAGAAAGAUAGCAGGAAAAUGAAUGUAGGAGUUAUGAAUGAGAGGCUGUAUCUGUUAAUUUUGUUCAGGUGGAAAGUUGGAAAUAAUGAUGUUCGUAUCGUACUCUAUCCAAAAUGUCUCUCUAGUCCUAUCUCUGGCAAGUAAUAAGUAUUAGUGGUCAUUGGACAUGAGGUAUUCAAGAUACGCAGGGUAUAAUCUGGUAUAAUUGAAUAUAUAUCUCAUCAAUUGUAGAGUAUGUGGAGCAAGGCU